AUGAGGGGAGACGCGGGGAUGAGGGGAGACGCGGGGAUGAGGGGAGACGCGGGGAUGAGGGGAGACGCGGGGAUGAGGGGAGACGCGGGGAUGAGGGGAGACGCGGGGAUGAGGGGAGACGCGGGGAUGAGGGGAGACGCGGGGAUGAGGGGAGACGCGGGGAUGAGGGGAGACGCGGGGAUGAGGGGAGACGCGGGGAUGAGGGGAGACGCGGGGAUGAGGGGAGACGCGGGGAUGAGGGGAGACGCGGGGAUGAGGGGAGACGCGGGGAUGAGGGGAGACGCGGGGAUGAGGGGAGACGCGGGGAUGAGGGGAGACGCGGGGAUGAGGGGAGACGCGGGGAUGAGGGGAGACGCGGGGAUGAGGGGAGACGCGGGGAUGAGGGGAGACGCGGGGAUGAGGGGAGACGCGGGGAUGAGGGGAGACGCGGGGAUGAGGGGAGACGCGGGGAUGAGGGGAGACGCGGGGAUGAGGGGAGACGCGGGGAUGAGGGGAGACGCGGGGAUGAGGGGAGACGCGGGGAUGAGGGGAGACGCGGGGAUGAGGGGAGACGCGGGGAUGAGGGGAGACGCGGGGAUGAGGGGAGACGCGGGGAUGAGGGGAGACGCGGGGAUGAGGGGAGACGCGGGGAUGAGGGGAGACGCGGGGAUGAGGGGAGACGCGGGGAUGAGGGGAGACGCGGGGAUGAGGGGAGACGCGGGGAUGAGGGGAGACGCGGGGAUGAGGGGAGACGCGGGGAUGAGGGGAGACGCGGGGAUGAGGGGAGACGCGGGGAUGAGGGGAGACGCGGGGAUGAGGGGAGACGCGGGGAUGAGGGGAGACGCGGGGAUGAGGGGAGACGCGGGGAUGAGGGGAGACGCGGGGAUGAGGGGAGACGCGGGGAUGAGGGGAGACGCGGGGAUGAGGGGAGACGCGGGGAUGAGGGGAGACGCGGGGAUGAGGGGAGACGCGGGGAUGAGGGGAGACGCGGGGAUGAGGGGAGACGCGGGGAUGAGGGGAGACGCGGGGAUGAGGGGAGACGCGGGGAUGAGGGGAGACGCGGGGAUGAGGGGAGACGCGGGGAUGAGGGGAGACGCGGGGAUGAGGGGAGACGCGGGGAUGAGGGGAGACGCGGGGAUGAGGGGAGACGCGGGGAUGAGGGGAGACGCGGGGAUGAGGGGAGACGCGGGGAUGAGGGGAGACGCGGGGAUGAGGGGAGACGCGGGGAUGAGGGGAGACGCGGGGAUGAGGGGAGACGCGGGGAUGAGGGGAGACGCGGGGAUGAGGGGAGACGCGGGGAUGAGGGGAGACGCGGGGAUGAGGGGAGACGCGGGGAAUUGCCACAUAUUGCAUUGUAUAAAUGUUAAACAGGAGGUGGCGUCGGACGCGUCGGACAAUGAUGUUGAGGCGGAGACCAUUAAUAUAUCGUCGGAUGAAGCGGAGUAUGUGGCCUCGCCGUGCACGCCGCAGACGGUGGAUCCGUCGGAGACGUCCGAUUCUGACUAG
Molecule: messenger RNA, 1485 nt
Organism: Schistocerca nitens (vagrant locust)
Lineage: Eukaryota; Metazoa; Arthropoda; Insecta; Orthoptera; Acrididae
Product: fibril-forming collagen alpha chain-like
Exons: 2
Coding region: 1-1485 (494 amino acids)
Source: RefSeq, a predicted model, not a curated record